Molecule: messenger RNA, 1323 nt
Organism: Penicillium daleae
Lineage: Eukaryota; Fungi; Ascomycota; Eurotiomycetes; Eurotiales; Aspergillaceae
Gene: utr2
Product: putative cell wall glucanase (Utr2)
Exons: 2
Coding region: 1-1323 (440 amino acids)
Biological process (GO): carbohydrate metabolic process; fungal-type cell wall organization
Cellular component (GO): fungal-type cell wall
Molecular function (GO): hydrolase activity, hydrolyzing O-glycosyl compounds; glycosyltransferase activity
Source: RefSeq, a predicted model, not a curated record
AUGGUCCGUUUCGCGACUCCGCUCCUGGCCCUUUCGGCCCUCUCGGCCACCGCACUUGCGGCUACCACCACGACUUGCAGCACCAGCAGCCAGUGCCCGGAGGACAAACCUUGCUGCUCUCAGUAUGGCGAGUGUGGUACCGGCGCAUACUGUCUCGGUGGUUGCGACAUUCAAUCCUCCUUCUCGAUCGAUUCUUGCGCCCCCAUGCCCGUCUGUGAGAGCAAGAGCUACACCUGGGACAACCUCGACAACUCCAUCUUGAACACCAAGUACCUGGGCAAUGCCAGCGCCGCCGACUGGACCUACAGCGGCUUCCCCAAGACGGAGGAUGGCAACCUGCUCAUGACCAUGCCCAAGAACUCGGUCGGUACACUCUUCGCCAACAACCACUACAUCUGGUACGGCAAGAUCAGCGGCAAGAUCAAGUCCUCCCGCGGCAAGGGUGUUGUGACUGCUUUCAUCCUGCUCUCCGACGUCAAGGAUGAGAUCGAUUACGAGUGGGUUGGUGCCGACUUGACCGCCGUGCAGACCAACUACUACUGGCAGGGUGUUCUCGACUGGCACAACAGCGCCAACGCUUCCGUCAGUGACCAGGACACCUUUGACAACUGGCACACCUACGAGAUCGACUGGCAGCCCGACCAAACUCAGUGGAUCAUCGACGGUCAGGUCAUGCGUACCCUGAAGAAGUCCGACACCUGGAACUCCACUGCCAACCGCUUCCAGUACCCUCAGACCCCCGCUCGCCUGCAGAUGUCGCUCUGGCCCGCCGGCCAGCCCAGCAACGCCCAGGGUACCAUCGACUGGGCUGGUGGUGAGAUUGACUGGGACAGCCAGGAUAUCAAGGAGAAGGGCUACUACUACGCGACCAUCGGCCAGGUUGAUGUGACUUGCUACUCUCCCCCCUCGGGCACUCAGCAAACCGGCAACAACUCUUACAUCUACACCUCCGAUGCGGCCUUGGUCAACAACAUCGCCAUCACCAACAACUCCACUGUCCUCGGCUCCCUCGGUGCGACUGGUCUGGACAUGACCCUUGGUGCCAACAGCAGCAGCAGCAGUGCCACCUCCACUGGCAGCGACAGCGUGCCCACCAACAACGGUGGUGCUGGUGGCAUGGCUAGCAACAGCACUACCAGCACUGGCUCUGGCUCUGGCACCUCGAGCGGUACUAGCAGUGCCUCUACUGCCAGUGGCACUGGUUUCAGCCAAGGCACCGACACCACCACCAAGGGUAAUGGUGCCCCUGCUCAGGGUGAGCGUGUCCUGCGUGGCUCGCUCUUCGCAGUCCUCGUGGCUGUGGUUGUUCUGGUGACGCUGUAA